Messenger RNA from Microstroma glucosiphilum, 2315 nucleotides. RefSeq lists its product as hypothetical. Lineage: Eukaryota; Fungi; Basidiomycota; Exobasidiomycetes; Microstromatales; Microstromataceae. The transcript has a single exon. Bases 379 to 2025 code for a protein of 548 amino acids. The record is from RefSeq and is a predicted model, not a curated record.
CCUUCUCUUCCGAUAUCAAUCGCCGUACGCCAUUGGCGCUCAAGGCUCCCCGCACCAUUUCCCGUAACUUACCACUACCACUCCACUUUGCACACCCUCGGCCAGUCAGAAUCGCGGCUCUUUCUUGCUGCCCGCCCCUGGUGGCCCAGGCCUCUGCUCCAGUGACAAUCCUUGCUCUGUGUCACACAAGUCACCGCUCUUCCAACCUUGCCGCUGGCGGAAGACCAAGCUGCACCUCCAGGCCUUGGCCUCGGGGACCUUGCUCGGGGCUGACUUCUCCUUCAUUGCCACCCUCACUAGCAUCAGCAUUCGCAAACACAUUCAUACGCACAAACACUGGUGGCUUCUCCACCACGACAUCCGAUCAAAAAGUACGCCAUGUCUGUCUCAGUGCAAAGCCCCCCUUCGGCUGCUCCCCCUUCGCCCACUUCUUCUUCGCCUCCAUCGCCAACAUCGACAGGACGCCCUUCGGCUGAUGCUUCAUCAGAUCUGCCUCGGUCACUUGCCUCUUCAAUACUCUCACCGCCGGCAGCUUUAAGCUUCUCAGCCAGCUUCGCCAGACCCUCUGGAUCUGCACAGCAAUCACACCCUCGCACGACCAUGGCAGCAGACACCUCAGCUCCGGCCGACUCACAGCAGACAGAAAGCACUUCCGGGUUCUUGGAUCGCAUUCGAGCACAGUCUCUCUUCGUAUCGUCGAAUACAUCAUCGCCCCCUGCUACCUCCCCAGGUCCUUCCAUGACGCUGCUAGAGAGGCAACGAAAGUCGUUGCCGGCGAGUAGCUACUCACAAAGCAGGAUCGCUCAGCUGGCACUUCUUGCUGAUCAGGCCAAGAUGGCAGCGACUGGAACCAGCAGCCUAAUCGUCGCUAGAGCCAACAACAUGUUCGUAGACGAGGCAGUCCGUCAGGCCGCAGGUCAAGUCGGCGAAGAGGCUGGCUCAGACCUUUCUCCCGGCGACGUCGGCGAGCUGAUGGUUGACUCAGCCUGGGAAGCUGCAUUUUCAGCCCCAGGCUUCCUUGCAUCUGCCUCUUCUCUCGCAUACGAGUUCAAAGCUCAAGAGCAAAACCGCAAAGAGUGGGCCGGGCAGGCCCUAGCACUGCAGCACCGAAGGUGGACCGUGGCUCCGGAAGGUAGUACACUGCCGGGAUUCGGUCCACACAAGCGCCCAUCCCCAUCCUCCGAAAUUGUGAACCCGAUUGAGACCAUCGCCAAACGACGCCGGGUGUCCUUUGACCAGCGCGAUCUCUCCCUCAAAAAUCGCCGAGUAUCCUUUGCAAAGAAUUUGCUGUCUCCGUCCAGAAGUAGCUCACAGCUCAGCCCCUUAUCAGGCGCCACCUCAGGCUCAGCCAUGGUUUCAAGCUCUGCCUCUGCUUCGACUGCGCCAACUGCAGUCUCCGCCACCAAUUCGGCUGCAAGGUCCCCUCCAGCAGAAUUCAAGAGCGCUCUGCCAUCUGGUACACGGCGGAGAUCCUCAAUGUCCUCGCCUCCCGAAUCACGACCUCAACUGCUGGCAAACGUCAUUGCAUCGUUUGCGACGCUCCUCGACACUCGACAACAGGCAUGCGCCUCACUUGCAGAGCUGGCGAGGACGAGUGACGGGGCGAUGCCAGCACUGUCGCCUUCUGCAAUCUCGAGGCCAUCCUCGCCUCCCAUCGGAGCAGCCUCUCUCUUUCCAAACUCUACUGGAGACAUGAGUGCCAUCGCCGAGAGCGAGGGCGAGGAUUCCGAUGCGGUGUCAGACGCGAGCCUGAGCGACGCAGCACGCGAUCUCAAGGAAAUCAGCAGAGCUCAAGAAGCAGCAACUACUCUCCAGGGCCUGUCCAACACCUGGCGGGAGAGCACAGCUCGAUCCAUCGACACAAAGAAGGAGAUCACCUCUUACUCAUCUGGACAGGCAUCUGCCAUGAAGUUACAUACUGCACUAGCUGACGUCAAGGAAGACGUCAAAGUGGGAGGUCGCACUGGAAUCAAGGUCAGGUCUCCUGAUUCUCCCGAUGCCGGCAAAGUGCCCACAAGGGUUUGAUCUCACGCACUUAUGGGUAUCGAGCAACAUUAUAGUCACGUCUCAAAAAGGCCCGAAGAUAGCCUUUCCUCUCUCCUCCUCGCUUUCCUCCCUUCUACCCUUGCCCCUGCAUAUCCUACGUAGACCUCCUCAUCGGGAUCCUCGUACAUCUCUUGCUCUCCUAGCGUUACCUUCAUCAUACCGUGGCAGAUCACAUCACAUACACGUCGCAUGUUCAUUCUGCAUCCACCUCAUACCUCUUUGAGUUACCAGGACGAUGUUGUACAAUAUCAUUGCUUUCUCUUUGGGAC